AUGACAAACAGCGUCUUCCCUCCUCGGCAUGUAUACUUUCCGGAGAAUGAACACGAAACCACCGUGAUAUUCCUACACGACAGGAACGGCACUGGUCCCGAUCUUGCAGACUAUUUUGCAAAAUCGACAGGCACAUCCGGAACCUUAUACGAGCAUUUCCCUCGCACUCGCUGGGUCUUUCCAUCUGCUCGAGCGAAGAAUUUCUAUUGGACGGAGGCCGAUCGACGACAGCUGAUUCAAAACAAUAAAGAUAAUACUACCGAGUGGUUUGAACUGGCUUCUCUGGAAAACGUACAGCUGGAAUCGCCGGAGCAGCUUACGACGCUACAGGAGAGCGCAACAUACAUAUUGCGGAUCAUUGACGAUGAGAUUGAACGUAUCAAACAGGUCGGUGGUAGUUCCCAGAAUAUCUUUAUAGCGGGAAUUGGGCAGGGAGCGGCGUUGGGACUUGUUGUUUUGUUAUGUGUUCACCAUGAGCUUGGUGGUUUUGUGGGAAUGGAUGGCUGGAUGCCUUUUGCGGAGACUUUGUCAGGUUUACUGGAUCAGAACCAGGUGGAUGAGGCUGGAGGGUUCUUUAAAUCAACGUUUAUCGCUGCAGCACAGCAAGCAUAUAUCCAGCAGCAGAAACAACAGCAGAAACAACAGCAAGCGUGGACGACCUACAACGCUUCCUCGACUCAUCCCUCGGCUCAUCCUUCGCCUCCGGGUAAACAGCCCGAUGACCAGCGUGCAGAAACAGAAGUCACGGCUUCCAGGGUUGUUGUACCUGAACAUGUUAAAUACACGGGUAUCUGCUUCGGCCGUUCGCAAAGACGCAGCCAGCUGGACAAGCCUGAGCUGCUGGACCAGGCUGUCAGCAUCUUGAAGCAGAUAGGGUUUUUCCGAAUUUCAUGGAAGCCAGAGCAAGAGAAUCUCGGGAAAGAAGAGGCGGCGCCAGAGCAGGUGGAGGAAAUGGCCAAUUUCUUCAAGAGUCUGAACCUUGCAGUUUAA
Molecule: messenger RNA, 990 nt
Organism: Talaromyces amestolkiae
Lineage: Eukaryota; Fungi; Ascomycota; Eurotiomycetes; Eurotiales; Trichocomaceae
Exons: 1
Coding region: 1-990 (329 amino acids)
Biological process (GO): protein depalmitoylation
Cellular component (GO): cytoplasm
Molecular function (GO): palmitoyl-(protein) hydrolase activity; carboxylic ester hydrolase activity
Source: RefSeq, a predicted model, not a curated record